CGGAGGGUGUGAUUGGCGGGGCCCUGGUCAUGGCGGCCGUAGCUCAAGCGGCGGCGGGAAAGCCGCUGUGCGGACUGACGGAUUCGCCCGCCAGUCUUUGGGUCCCGCCCAGUGUUUUGAACUGUGUUCAAGUUUCGUUCCGCCCCUCGACCUGGAGCUGCGGCCGGGGCCCAGUGGACCAGAGCCGCAGGGAUGGAGAGCCCAGACCUUGGGGACAGCUUAGCCCCCUCCAUCACCCUCAGAGAGAGCCUAGUUCCAGACCCGCCUGGGGACCUCUGUAUACAAUAAGCCGCGGGUUCGAUCGGCAGCACCGAAUAGCCGGGCUUGGUGGCGCAGGCCUGUGGAGGCAGGAGGAUCAGAAGUUGAAGAUGAGUCUCUGCCAGGAAGAUGCUGCCAUUGGGCUGGGAAGAGUGGAAGAUGGGAAGGGACUGGUGCUCGGCAGUGGGUGUAGCUCCCGUCUCCGCGAGCCUGCUGCUUCUGCUCAGUGUGGAGGCACUACAGGGGCAGAAUGCCGGGGGCCCGUCCCGUGUGGAUGGAAGAGGGUUGUGAAGCAAAGGCUGUCUGGGAAAACUGCAGGAAGAUACGAUGUCUACUUCAUCAGCCCACAAGGACUGAAGUUCAGAUCGAAGCGUUCACUUGCUAAUUAUCUUCUCAAAAAUGGAGAGACUUUUCUUAAGCCUGAAGAUUUUGACUUUACUGUACCCUCUAAAGGGGGCAUCAGGUCAGGUUAUAAAGACCAAAGCUUGGCAGCUCUGACUUCCCAGCAGCCAGAGGAAAGUGACAUUUCAAACCGGAACCUCAGGACACGGAGCAAGCAGAAAACAGAUGUGUUGCCUCCACCAAGUGGUAAUUCAGAGUCGCCAGGCAGCAGCAGCAGCAGCAGCAGGCUGUCGAACUCUGUUCAUUUGCUAUUGAAAGAUGAGGACGUUCAUGACGCCAGCUCUGGAAAGAUGAGAAAGCCCGGACGAAAGGUGGCUGCUUCGAAAGGAAUUGGAAGUGAGAGAACCAAACAGAGGCGCAGGAAGAGCCUCUCAGAUUCUGCUCGAGGUAACAGAGAAAGAGAAUCUGCGGUUCAGGAAGCAGACGCUAAAAGGGAGCUGGUUCCACAGGAAUGUCAGCUCAACAGAACCCUCUACCCGGCCGAUGCCUGCGCAAACCAAGAGACUGUUGGCCAGGCUGGGGAAGAAAAGCCACCGAGUCCAGGAUCAGACCUUCAUUCCACCCAAGUAGCUUCUGACCUCACAAACAAAUUACAUUCAACUGAAGACGCAGGUGAUGGGAAGCGUGAGCAGACUUUUUUAGAAUUAGAGGAAAUCAGAUCAAAGGGAGACCAAGAGGAGGAGAUGCAUUUGCAUAUCGACGUUUUACAGAGUAGCUCUGAAAUGCCCAGCGGCUCACAAGCCAAGAAACACUUCACUUCUGAGACGUUUCGAGAAGACAGCAUCCCACGAACUCAAGUAGAAAAAAGGAAAACAAGCCUGUAUUUUUCCAGCAAGUACAACAAAGAAGCUCUUAGCCCUCCAAGACGAAAAGCCUUCAAGAAAUGGACUCCUCCUCGGUCACCUUUUAAUCUUGUUCAAGAAACACUUUUCCAUGAUCCAUGGAAGCUCCUCAUCGCAACCAUAUUUCUCAAUCGGACCUCAGGCAAGAUGGCCAUCCCUGUGCUUUGGGAGUUUCUAGAGAAGUACCCUUCAGCUGAGGUGGCCCGAACCGCUGACUGGAGGGAUGUGUCAGAGCUUCUUAAGCCUCUUGGUCUCUAUGAUCUCCGUGCAAAAACCAUCAUCAAGUUUUCAGAUGAAUAUCUGACAAAGCAAUGGAGGUAUCCGAUUGAGCUUCAUGGGAUUGGUAAAUAUGGCAACGACUCCUACCGGAUCUUUUGUGUCAAUGAGUGGAAGCAGGUGCACCCUGAAGACCACAAGUUAAAUAAAUACCAUGACUGGCUCUGGGAAAAUCAUGAAAAAUUAAGUCUGUCUUAAAGCUGCCUGUUUGAAGUUUUCUAUGCAUUGCUUUGUGCUUCUAUUUCCAAGAGCCCUGUGGGGUACAACAAGCUCUCUUCCCAGGCAUGUGGAUCUUCUUCAGUUUGUUAGAAGUCGGUGUGUGUCUUAAGCCUCUGCCACAAGUAGAUCUUUGUCACUGAGUGGUGGAGACAUAUUUUGACUUUGAAAAGGUAAUUGUUGGGUAACAAUCCUAAAAGUGUGUUCAGUUUUUCCAGUGAUGAACAAUGUGUUGGUGCUCACAGCCAGUUGUCAGCACUCCUGCUGAGGAAAGGCUAAACAUGUGUUCUCUUCCUGUACAAAGUGAUAUUGGGGUGUACGGUUGUCAUUUGAAGAAAGAACCUGCCAUUCUUAUGGAUAUCGGGCAUUUACCCAAGAAAUCACCAAAUAAAAACUAAAUUGAUCAACA
Peromyscus maniculatus bairdii (prairie deer mouse) is the source of this 2403-nucleotide messenger RNA. It is a transcript of the gene Mbd4, whose product is annotated as methyl-CpG binding domain 4, DNA glycosylase. The record is from RefSeq and is a predicted model, not a curated record. Gene Ontology annotation, biological process: DNA repair. Gene Ontology annotation, molecular function: DNA binding; pyrimidine-specific mismatch base pair DNA N-glycosylase activity. NCBI's taxonomy places the organism in Eukaryota, Metazoa, Chordata, Mammalia, Rodentia, Cricetidae. Gene Ontology annotation, cellular component: nucleus.